Messenger RNA from Cuscuta europaea, 4090 nucleotides. The record is from the annotation of a GenBank genome assembly. NCBI's taxonomy places the organism in Eukaryota, Viridiplantae, Streptophyta, Magnoliopsida, Solanales, Convolvulaceae.
CAAAUAUGGUAUAAAAGUCCAAUUAAAGAAACAAUUCAAUCAUAUUUAGGCUAAUAACUCAAUCAUCAUUACAAGUCGUUAAUCAUAUUUAGUAGCACAAUACUAAAAUGUGGCUGGAUAAGAAAAUGUGUGUACCGGUGCACACAAAAUUUAGGAGUGCAACCGUAGAAUUUUCCAAAAAACAUUUGGAAUGUCAUAUUCCAAAGUCCAAACAACUCAACAACUUAAAGAAGAAAGUGAAAAGUGCCAUUUGGAUUUGGGAAAUUUGGAUUUUGGAAUAGCCUAAUAGGAGACCUAGUUCGCUGAGAACACCCUUUUCCUAAUCACGUCUUACUUUACCCGUAGCAGUUGGCUUUUCCGGUGUUUUAAGAAAUUAAACAGCCUAUUUUACGGUGACCGGCCUUUUUAACUUUUUUAAGAAUAUAGAACGUACAGCCUGUCUGGCCGGCCGGCGUGCACUUACUCCCUAUUUAAUAUAUUAACUUUGUGCCUUUUUUAUUGCAAUAUUAGACUUUUUACACUAUUUACACUAUUUAUACACUAUUUACACUUUUUACACUAUUUAUAUAGAAAAAAUGGCAUAGAUAUUAGUCUUGGACUUCUGAUAGACAAAAGUAUAACUCUUUUUAAUUAUUCCAAAUAUAUGACUUCCUUUUUCCAUUUUCUUCCAACCCUACACGCUAAACAUGCUCUUCAUUCCUGUCUGCGCUUCAUUCCCAUCCAGGAGCUCUGCACCUUCUUCCUCACUGGUUGAGAUUUGCGCAAUCAGAGAUGAGGAGAGAACCGCCGCUCCUGCCGCUGCACCGCCAUUCUGCACCACCGUUCUGCACCUACUAACUCGUCCUCCGGCGCACAACUUGGAUCCUAGUCUUCUUCUAUUUUCUUCUAUUUCAAACCGCCGUCGCCGCCCUCUCCCUCUCCUCGUAGAACUCGAUUAGAACGAAGAUCUAAAUCUCAGAGCUGCUGGAUUGCCGUCUUCGGCCAGAUCCAUCGUCGUCUUCGAUGGAAUUUUGUCGCAGGGUGGCCGCUGGUGCUGGAUCUGCCGUCCUCGGGGCCACCGGUGCCAGAUCUGCCGUCCUUAGGGCCACCGGUGCCGAAUCUGUCAUCUCAGUGGCUAGCCGGAGUAGUCGCAGAGGGGACGCAGGUGGUUGUUUGGCAGGGGCAGGAGGCAGGAGGGUAGCCGCUUGGUUUCAGAUCUGCCAGGGAGUUGACCGCUUGAUUUCAGAUCAGUCGGUGCGAUGGCUGCUUGGUUUCAGAUCUGCCGGUGUAGUGGCCGGUUGGUCUCAGAUCUGCCGAGGGCAGUGGCAGUGGUUGGGCAGAGGAUGUGCGUUGUGGGCUGGGCAGUGACGGUAACGGUGGUGUGGUGAGGGGAGGGGGUUGGAUACGAGUGGGGGUUGUGGACGGGGAAGGGGUGGCAUUGUGGCCGGGCGGACGGGCAGUUACUGGGUCGGUGGGCCGCGUAGUCACGGUGGUCGGAAGUCACUGAGGCCGGAAGUCACGGUGGCCGGAAGUCUCUAAGGCCGGAAGUCACUAAGGCCAGAAGUCACGGUGGCCGGAAGUCACUGAGGCCGGAGUCAAUGUGACCGGAGUCACUGAGAUAGUGACUGACGGCGGCGGCGGCGGUGACGGCGGUGGCGGUGCCGGUGACCGCGACGGUCUGGAGUAGGCGGCCGCAGAGCUGCUUGUGGCUGCAAACUUAUUAAAAUAAUAAAUUUAUGAUUAAAUAUAAGGACUAAAUCACUUUAAUCACUUUUUUGGAAAAAAAUAAAACAAGUCAUAUUUUUGUCAUUUUCACUCAUUUUAGUAAUAUUGGAAUAAAAAGGCCAUUUAUAUAUUCUAUUUAUAUCUAUACUUUUAUAUAGCAAAGUUGAGUUAAAAAAUAAUGAUAUGUCAGCUUCCUAUUGGAUAAAACAAAUUCUUAUCAAAACAAUUAAAACAAUUAAUUAACUCCCUACACCAUACGGCUAUUUCAAAAAAACUCCCUACAUCACAACCGAUUUGGAGCAAAAAAAGGAGAAAUAAUCUCUCUUUUUAAAGUGAUAUAACUUUUAUAUUUAUAAUCCAAUUUUUACAAAAAUUAUAUCAAAGUUCAUAAGUUUUUAUUAUCUUUCACAUCACACCAAUAUCAUAUAUAUAUAAAAAUAAAAAUAUACUACCUCCGUCCCAAUUUACUUAGCCAUCUUUGACUUUUCCAGUCGUAAAUUGUGACCAAUUAUUUAAACUAAUAUAUUUAUGCAAAAUUUAAUAAUUUUAUACUUUUAUGAUAGUAUUUUUAACAAAGAACAUUUUAAGAUCAUUUUCAUAUUAUUAAUAUUUUAUAUAUAUAAACAUAUAAUCGGUCAAAGUUAGAUGUCAUUGACUUGACAAGUCAAGUUUGGCUAACUAAAAUAGGACGGAGGGAGUAUCUUUCUACGUUCAGUAGAAAGAUUCCACACGGUUUAUGAUAUUUAACUAACCAUAAAGUUAAUUGAUCCUAUCCAUAAUUAGAUUCUUUAUAGUAAAUAAAAUUUACGUAUCUACAGACUACAUCAAAAGUUUUAUAAAGUCGCAAAAGAAAAACUCAAAUUUGAUAAAAAAUGGAUAUAUAAAGUCAUAGGAUAGAUUAAGAAGACUUUAUGUUGACCGGAUAAUAGUGGAUGAGAACUUUUGAAUGAGAUGAAGGUAGUAUUUUAUAUAUCAAAUCCGAGUUAAAAAUUCUAUUGAUUUAUAAAAAUUAUAUUAUCACUGCUCUUUUGGAGAAAAUAAAGGAGAAAAAACUUUUUUUAAUGUAUUAAAACUUAUUUAUUUGGACUCCAAUUUUUACAGAAAAUACAUCAAAAUACAUCAAAAUUUAUAACAUUCUAUUAUGUUUCAUAUAACACCAAUAUUGCAUAUAUAAAAAUAAAAAACAUUAUUUUAUACAAUACAUUUGGGUUAAAAAUCAAUGAGGUGUUAGUUUCUUAUUGAUUAAUAAAAGAUUUAUAAUCAUUACUACUAAAACUUUUAAUUAAUUAAUCCAAGAUCAUUCGUAUUAUAAAUUAAUUUUUUAAAAAGUUUUUUUAAAUUUUCAAAAUAUGAAUUUAUUAUUUUUUUAGUAACAAGGAAUUAAAGAACGUAGUAAUACGUAACAUAUAGGGAUCGUAUAUUUGUAUAUAUAAAUAAAUCACAUACGUAGUAAUAGUAUUACUUCAAGCUAUAUUAAGGAUGGAGGAGGUAUCGGAACGCCGUCUGAAAUGCGAACGCCGUCUGGAUUGGUGCUGGAAGAACACCAAGUGGAUUGUUGGAUGUAUUGUUGUGUUUGUGGGUUUACUUAUCGUUACAGGGAUUUUUUGUGUGUAUAGGUUCAUGAUCCAUAAGCAUCAUGACUCAGACCAGAAGCUACCGGCAUACUCCGUCACUGACGCCGGCGUCACAAACGUUAACAUAAACACGGACGGCAGCGGCCGCUUCACGGCCGACUUCAGCUUCACCCUGAAUGCCUCCAACCCGAACACAAAUCAUACCCUUUACUAUAACAACGGCAGCGCCGUGGAGGUGACGCUCUCUUUCACCGGGAACGACGUGCCGGUGCCGGUGGUGUCCGCCGCAUUCCCCACCGGAAUAUUGUCCCAGCAGCUACUGAUCCUCCCUCGCGCCUCCGCCGACCUCCCCUUCAGUCUUCACGCGCAAGACGUUCCCCCGGAGUUCCUCAUCAAGCCUGACAUGAACGUGUUCUUCGCCAACUUGACGGUCAACGCUAUGGCGGCGAGCUUUGCUGAGAACUCGACGUACCUCCGGCAUAUGGUGGAAUGCCGCUUUACUCUGCGCUACGCAAAUUCUCCCGAUCGGUUCCAGGUUGAUGGCACUCCCUGUAAUUCUAUCCUACUUCCGGCCGCUUAAUCAUCGUUUCCUGCUUUCUUCUUUCCUUUUGAUCAGUCUCCGGCUACUUUUAUCUUUUCUGCCUUCGAUUAGUCUCCGUACAAGAAAUUGCUCCAAUUAACACCUAAACAUAUAUUUUGUCCCACAGUCCACAGUUUAAUCAUUUUUGUUGUAAAAGAUUCUGUCCUUUAUUUUUCUCUUUGGACGCAAGUUUCAAUUAUUUAUACUAUUGAUAUCAUUUGCAAUUUGAUUA